AUGAGGCUAUUUCUUUUGAUAUUGAUUCAAGUGGGGAUUGGUUUUGCGGUCAAAUUUGAAGCCAUGGUUUCCUCGUCGGCUCUCAAUGUGAUCCAUUCGGCGCGAACGAAGAACAUCCACAUUCGACAGUGCAAUUGCAAUGAAAUGAACUCAUGUUUUGAAGAGGCUAAACAGCAAGCUUUGGAGUGUCUCGAGCCAUGUUUCCGAGAAGUGCGAAGGUUCGAUUUGGUGCGUGAUCCCGAAUCGUUGCGGCAAUGUUUCUUGACGAAAAAGGAAUUCGUCAACAAUCUCCUCUUAUGCUUCCAAAAUAAUAUCAGAGCAUGUGUCGAGCCGGGCAAAGAAUCGAAAAGUGUCCCCUCUGCCGAUCUCACCGUUCUCAUCGAUCGAGUUGAAGAAGUGGUGACCCAACAAGCCGAGGUCUUCCUCCGAACCGUCAACUCGCCCGAAAUUGCGAAAGUGGCCGACGCGGCGAAGGCAAUCGGUCAAUGUUUGAAGACGUGUUUCAUAAAGGAGAAAAACCCGCACGGAUUCUGCUUUGAUCGAAUCAAAUGUAUGCCAUAUAUCACUGAUCGAAAUGCCCGUCGAGCAGUCCGGCAAUGCUCGCGGGCGAUCAGUUGGAAGAAAGAGAUCGGCGAGAUGUGCACUUGUUCGGCACACGCUGGAUUAGGAACUCUCACCAACUAUUGUGGGAUCUUCAAUUUGAUGGGUCGA
Mesorhabditis belari is the source of this 711-nucleotide messenger RNA. The record is from the annotation of a GenBank genome assembly. Lineage: Eukaryota; Metazoa; Nematoda; Chromadorea; Rhabditida; Rhabditidae.